This is a messenger RNA of Oncorhynchus gorbuscha (pink salmon), 2772 nucleotides long. Its product is annotated as interferon regulatory factor 4-like. Bases 142 to 1632 code for a protein of 496 amino acids. Gene Ontology annotation, biological process: regulation of transcription by RNA polymerase II; immune system process. Gene Ontology annotation, molecular function: protein binding; DNA-binding transcription factor activity, RNA polymerase II-specific; RNA polymerase II cis-regulatory region sequence-specific DNA binding. The transcript is spliced from 9 exons. Gene Ontology annotation, cellular component: nucleus. NCBI's taxonomy places the organism in Eukaryota, Metazoa, Chordata, Actinopteri, Salmoniformes, Salmonidae. The record is from RefSeq and is a predicted model, not a curated record.
UGCACGCAUAAAGUGAAUAGGCUCCUCCUAGUCAAGAUACCGCCAUAAAGAUGUGACAAUAUUUAAGAAUAGGUCAUCCCAUGCUCUCUCUUGAGAACAGUGUCGGUGAGAUCGAUUUCAUUACUUUUCAGAGACGCUCACAUGGUUAGAGAGAUGAACUUCGAGGGGGACAGCGGCCUGUCAGUGAUUUGUGGCAAUGGGAAACUUAGACAGUGGCUGAUCGAUCAGAUUGACAGCAGCAUCUAUCCCGGACUGGUUUGGGAGAAUGAAGAGAAAAGCAUUUUCAGGAUUCCGUGGAAACAUGCGGGCAAACAGGAUUACAAUCGUGACGAGGAUGCUGCACUCUUCAAGGCCUGGGCAUUGUUCAAAGGGAAACAUAGGGAAGGAGUGGACAAACCAGACCCCCCCACAUGGAAGACCAGACUGCGAUGUGCUCUGAACAAAAGCAAUGACUUUGAUGAGCUGGUGGAGCGAAGCCAACUGGACAUAUCCGAUCCUUUCAAAGUCUACAGAAUCAUACCGGAGGGAGCUAAGAGAGGGAUCAAGAUGGCAGAGACGACGUCCCACAUGAGCUCAGUCAACAGCUACCCUAUGCACUCUCUAUACCCAUCUCUACAGAGCCAGGUGUCUGGCGGAUUCAUGAUUCCUCAGGAGAGGAAGGAGUGGAGGGAUUACAGCCACACACUGGACCAGCCUCAGCUUCACCAGCCACCCCACACUGAGCUGCAGUACAGCCAGUGCCACUACCCACAGCCACUCAGCCGACCCUGGCACACCGGGCCACACACAGAUAACGGUUAUCAGUUUACUGGCUCCUUCUGUUCCUACUCUUCCUCAGAGUCUCACCCCACAGCAUUUAAAAUGGACCACAACAUGUCUACCCUUUCUGACUUCCGACUGCACAUAUCCCUGUUCUACCGUGAGUCUCUGGUCAAGAAGGUAACCACCUCUAGUCCUGAAGGCUGCCGGAUCACCUCUUCUUCCUCCUCAUCUUCCUCUCCGUCCUCCCUCUGCCACGAGGACAGGCUGUACAGUGGUGCAGAGACGGUGCAGUUCCCCUCCCCUUACCCCCAGUCUCAGAGGAGAGGGGCAGAGAAGCUACCCAACGUCCUGGAGAGGGGAGUGCUCCUGUGGAUGACGUUAGAUGGGCUCUAUGCCAAGCGGCUGUGCCAGAGCCGAGUGUACUGGGAAGGCCCGCUGGCACCCUACACGGACAAACCCAAUAAAUUGGAGAAAGAACAGACCUGCAAGCUGUUUGACACCCAGCAGUUCCUCACUGAGCUGCAGGGGUAUGCCCACCAUGGCCGUCCCAUGCCCAGGCACCAGGUGGUGCUGUGUUUCGGAGACGAGUACCCGGACACCCAGCGCCAGGCCAAGAUGAUCACAGCACAGGUGGAGCCCAUGUUUGCCAGGGGCAUGAUAUACUUCAGCCAGCAGAGCAGCAGUCACUGCCUGAGGGACUAUGAGCUACAGGGACACACAGAGAUCUCCCUUCCGGCUCCAGGAGUCUACCAGAGGACCCUUCAACAGAGCUCCCCUUUAGCUCCAGGAGACUACCAGAGGACCCUUCAACAGAGCUCCCCUCUAGCUCCAGGAGACUACCAGAGGACCCUGCAACACAUGCAGGAGUAACACACAAACAGGCCCCAGGAGCCAUGGACAUGAAUGUAGAUUGACCAAUGAGCUUUACAUCGCUUCUCCUGAAUAGUGUACAGUAUACUGAGGUCUUGGACUAAAAUACCUUACCGUAAUUUUAACGUAAGACUGGACUGUGCCUCCAUCGUCAGUGUCAGCAGUUUGAGCCAAUGAUCAAUGUUAAAAAUGGGGGCGCUUAAAGAAUCUACCCUAGUUUGUACAGCCUUACAAUUAUUUUUGUAAUCAACCAUUUUUUGUUGUUGUUCUAUUAAAUGCUAUGAAAAAGUGAAUACCUAUCACAUGAGGUGAUGUGUGUUACUCGUAUUCCUGUGACAUCUGUGGGUGAUGAUGGGAAAGCUCCUGACCUGUGAUAGUGGUGUGGGAGGGAGAACCCCACUACUUAGCCUCUCUCGUUCUCCUCUCUCUCAUUUUCUUUCAACGAGAGGGGGAUGCAUGUGUAUUUGUGUGCAUGUGACAUGGUGACAAUGUAUAGGAUGUGGUUUGGGGUAGAGGGUUUAGGGUGGGUGAUGGGGGACCAAUGUGAAGCAGAGCGGGACUGUCAGAAGCAGGAAGGACAAUUCACAGGUGCACAGGAAGAAGAGUAGCCCUUAUGAGAAAUUAAGACUUGAGAAGGAAGAAGAAGCCAAAUGUAUAUGAAUGAAGAAUACAAAUGGAUCAUUGAUAUAUUGAAGUGUCUCACACAGAGAGAAUUUCUGUGUAGUAUAUUUUCACCCAUUUAUCAAACAAUCUAUGAAAGGGGUUCACUCCACUUAAGGCCAGGCACUGAAUACAACUCCCUUGACAUAUUUUGAUUAUUUAUGAACAACAAUAGGUAACUUUGAUGCAACCUAACUGAAUAACGAUUAUUGUAUUCUUCUAUUUUCUUGAUUAUCCGGCUCCAUAAUCUUCCAAUCAUAUAUUUCUAUUGUCUACUACUUCACCAUCUCACAACUGAUUGAAAAAAGGGCAACCCUGGUGUACAGUGCUUUUGGAAAGUAGUCAGACCUCAGAGCUCAGAGAGGAUUGUGUCGAGGCACAGAUCUUGGGAAGGGUACAAAAACAUCUCUGCAGCAUCGAACGUACCCAAGAACACAGUGGCCUCCGUCAUUCUUAAAUGGAAGAGGUUUGGAACCACCA